Didymodactylos carnosus is the source of this 1263-nucleotide messenger RNA. NCBI's taxonomy places the organism in Eukaryota, Metazoa, Rotifera, Eurotatoria, Philodinida, Philodinidae. The record is from the annotation of a GenBank genome assembly.
AUGUCUUUUCAUUCUUUCCCCGAGCCCGAAGAAGACGGAGAUAAUAUUAAUACGAGUUCGUCUAGUAAUAAUUCGCGUAAAUCAGAUUCCGACACUGAGCAUGUGUGUUUCGUUUCACCGUCAUCAACAACAACUUUCAUCAAGGCGUACACAUUUAACAAACACAAUGAAUUUGUCAAGGAUUAUGAUGAGCUCAAAACCGAUCCAUCGUUGAGACGUUUUCUAAAUAUACGCCCACCGACGAUAGCACGUAACUUAUUUAAAACAAGUGAUAUUGUUCGUCAAAAAUUGGAAAAGUUAUCGCUAGCUGUUGGGAAAUGUUUUUUUCUCGAUUCGAACGGAACGUGCGAUUUUACAAGCUAUCGAAUAACACCGAUUAUUAAACCAAACGAUAAUUCACCAUCGUUUUUUAUUGCUGCCACAUGUGCUCAUCCAUAUUUAAAAACGGAUGAACAGUUGGGUUCCAAUCAAAAAAUAUUGAAAUAUGUGUAUUCAAAUAAUCUGUCAGCACCAACAGAAACGCUCAUAUUUGACGAUAAAGCCAAAAUAUUUGAAAUCUUUGAAUACGAAAAAAAAAUCAUUUUAGAUAAAACAAUUUAUGAAUUGGAUCAGAGUCCGAAUGCCAAUCAAGAAACAACAAACCCUCAUUUAGCCACACAGCCAUGGCGAUUAAACGACUUUUUGUUUAUAAAAGUGUAUGAUGAAGGUGAUGAACAAAUCCCCUUUUUUCAACCAACCUCAUCUGACAUUAUUCCACAAGAGUCAGUUGCGUUGAUUGGUUAUCCUAGCGGCGUUGAGGAUGUAUUCAAAUAUGAAAAGCAAGGAUUCGUUGUAAAGUUCGACAAAGACAAAAAUGAUAUUAAAGAAAAAAUUCGGCAAUGUUUCGGUAAUUGGCAACAGAAAAUUUGUACCGUCGGUGAAAUACGUUCAGUGGAUGAUCCAGCGAUAUGCAAAGUUCGACCACAUGAUGCAUCUGCAGAAAGUGGAAUGUCUGGUUGUCCUGUUAUAAGUCUUAAUUUGCUGUUCAGUGAUUCAAAUACUAGUUUAUUAGGUACAAAUAUGGGUUUAUUCGCGUGUAAUAAAAAAUGCAACAAUUUCUUAACUGUCCAUCAGCCAGCAUGGGCUGCCUAUUAUGGUUUGUUGGUUUAUCCAUUAUUGGAUCCUCAAACACAAGACCAGUUAUUGCCAUGGUAUCGUAAACACGAGAAUGAAAUUAACAAAUUUCAAGCCGCAGUUCAGAAUUCCAAAAUACAAAAAAGGUGA